CGCGACAGCCGACAAAGCCCUCUCACUGUCACUCGCUCCGCUCCCUUCAAUUCUCCUCCGCGUGCAGCCAGCCCAGCAGCACAACCAUCCCGGCGGCGGCGCUGCAUUCCCCGCAUUGCGAGCCCGAGCUAGCCACUGCGUGUGCCGUGGUCUGUGCGCGAUAUACAAUGGCCUGGAUGGCGCUGCCGGAGUGGGCGACGACGGUGCCGGCGCCGGGCUCCCGCGGCGGCGACGCCUCGGCGGCGUGGCAGCAGGUCACGUCCCCCGUGGCGGUGCCGCUGCUGCGGCUGGCGGCGUCGCUGUGCCUGGCCAUGUCCGUGAUGCUGCUCGCGGAGAAGGCGUACAUGGCCGCGGCGGUCCUCGCCGCGCGCCUCCUGGGCCGCCGCCCCGAGCGCCAGUACCGCUGGGAGCCCAUCCGCGACGACGACCUCGAGGCCGCCGGCGGCGCUGGCGGCGGAGGCGCGGCGUUCCCCAUGGUGCUCGUGCAGAUCCCCAUGUACAACGAGCGCGAGGUGUACCAGGUGUCGAUCGGGGCGGCGUGCGGGCUGGCGUGGCCGGCGGACCGGAUCAUCGUGCAGGUGCUGGACGACUCCACCGACCCCGUGGUCAAGGAGCUGGUGCGGGCGGAGUGCGAGCGGUGGGCGGGCAAGGGCGUGGACGUGCGGCACGAGGCCCGGGAGGGCGGGCGGCGGCGCGGGUACAAGGCCGGCGCGCUGCGGGAGGGGAUGGCGCGCGCCUACGCCCGCGGCUGCGACCUGGUGGCCAUCUUCGACGCCGACUUCCGGCCGGAGCCGGACUUCCUGCGCCGCGCCGUGCCCUUCCUCCUCCACAACCCCGGCCUCGCGCUCGUCCAGGCGCGCUGGACGUUCGUGAACGCGGAUGAAUGCCUGAUGACAAGGAUGCAGGAGAUUUCCCUGGAUUACCACUUCACCGUGGAGCAGGAAGUCGGCUCCUCCACCCACGCCUUCUUCGGCUUCAAUGGAACUGCUGGUGUAUGGCGCAUAUCCGCUCUGAAUGAGGCAGGAGGUUGGAAGGACAGGACCACAGUCGAAGACAUGGAUUUGGCGGUGCGAGCAAGCCUCAAAGGAUGGAAGUUUGUAUUCCUAGGCGACCUCAUGGUGAAAAAUGAGCUCCCAAGCACACUCAAAGCAUACCGAUAUCAACAACACAGAUGGUCAUGUGGACCGGCAAACCUGUUCAGGAAAAUGCUGAUGGAGAUUGUCAGGAACAAGAAAGUGACGCUUUGGAAGAAAAUCCAUGUCAUCUACAGUUUCUUCCUUGUGCGCAAGAUCAUAGCGCACAUUGUGACCUUUGUGUUUUACUGCAUUGUCAUCCCGGCCACAGUCUUAGUUCCUGAGGUUGAGAUACCAAAGUGGGGUUCUGUGUAUAUCCCAACCAUGAUCACCCUUCUCAAUGCUGUAGGCACUCCAAGGUCGCUACACUUAAUUGUCUUCUGGGUACUCUUUGAGAAUGUGAUGUCCUUGCAUAGAACGAAGGCCACUUUCAUUGGCCUAUUGGAGGCAGGCAGGGUAAAUGAAUGGGUGGUGACAGAAAAGCUCGGUGAUGCUUUGAGGAUGAAAAUGCCAGGCAAGGGAUCCAAGAAACCCCUCAUGAGGAUCGGAGAUAGGUUGCAUAUCCUGGAGCUUGGUGUCGCAGCAUACCUCUUCUUCUGUGGAUGCUACGACUUCACAUUUGGGAAUAAUCACUACUACAUAUUCCUCUUUCUCCAAUCUAUUGCUUUCUUCGUCGUUGGUGUGGGCUAUGUCGGUACAUUUGUUCCGUAGCAGAAGGGCAAUGACACCAUCUUCAUGGAUUCAUGAUUGGGUUAAACUGUUUACAGCUUUAUGGUACAUAACCGGAUGAAAAGAUAAGAUUAAGCAGCCUUAUCUUGUGUGUACCUGCUGUCAGGAAGAGAAGCCGUGCAAGAGCACUGCAAGACAGUAUAGGUAUGUUUUUGCUGCUAGGAAUGUGCUGUGAAGCGCAUGAAUCAGCAGUAGAAAAAGAUAGCAAAUCAUGAAAGUUUCAUCGUUUGUUGUGCAAACAGAAAAACAGAAACCUUUUGCUCAUUCAUUGUUCGCAAGUUUGUUGGGAGAAGAGGGAGAAAAUAAAGUUGUACGUGUUCUCCUUUACUUUCAUUGUUUCCCAUGUCAAUUUUAAGUGUAAUAAAAAUAUUGCAUUUGAGAAUAUUCCAGUUCAGAGCAUUGUGGCACAAA
This is a messenger RNA of Panicum virgatum (switchgrass), 2213 nucleotides long. RefSeq names its product probable glucomannan 4-beta-mannosyltransferase 9. Gene Ontology annotation, cellular component: Golgi apparatus. The transcript is spliced from 9 exons. The coding region runs from base 168 to 1784 and encodes 538 amino acids. The record is from RefSeq and is a predicted model, not a curated record. Lineage: Eukaryota; Viridiplantae; Streptophyta; Magnoliopsida; Poales; Poaceae. Gene Ontology annotation, molecular function: mannan synthase activity.